UUCCGACCUCCAGUCUCCCGGGUUCCCGCGGGGGCUAUCCCCAUUUCCCGGAGCGAACGACUGAGAUCCAGCGGGACAACGUCGUGUUCGAAGCUACUUAGUUCUGGUCGUGCUCCUGAGCAGCUUACAGGCUUGCGGGUGACAGAGCUGGCCUGCUGAGGGAUGCCCAAGAAGUUCCAGGGCGAGAACACCAAGUCGGCAGCGGCCCGGGCGCGGAGGGCUGAGGCCAAGGCGGCGGCGGAUGCCAAGAAGCAGAAGGAGCUGGAAGAUGCGUACUGGAGGGACGAGGACAAACACGUCAUGAGGAAGGAGCAGCGCAAGGAGGAGAAGGAGAAGCGGCGCCUAGAGCAGCUGGAGCGCAAGAAGGAGACGCAACGGCUGCUGGAGGAGGAAGACUCAAAGCUCAAGGGUGGCAAGGCCCCCCGGGUGGCCGCCUCCAGCAAGGUCACCCGCGCCCAGAUUGAGGAGACUCUCCGCCGAGACCAUCAGCACAAGGAAAGCCCUGACCCAGCCGAGAAAGCCAAAAGCCACUUGGAGGUGCCGUUGGAGGAGAACGUGAACCGCCGCGUGCUGGAGGAGGGCAGCGUGGAGGCUCGCACCAUCGAGGACGCCAUCGCUGUGCUCAGCGUGACGGAGGAGGCGGUGGACAGACACCCGGAGCGCCGCAUGCGGGCGGCCUUCACUGCCUUUGAGGAGGCGCAGCUGCCGCGGCUUAAGCAAGAAAAUCCCAAUAUGCGGCUGUCGCAGCUGAAGCAGAUGCUCAAAAAGGAGUGGCUGCGUUCACCGGAUAACCCCAUGAACCAGCGGGCGGUGCCCUUCAACACCCCCAAGUGAGCCUGGAACUGGAGGAGCCGCCCGGGCAGGCGGUCAGGGUCGCAAUCCCACACGCCCUCCCUCUGGGUCAGCUCCAAGGGCUACAGAUAUCUGGGGCCAUGGCGUGUGUCCUAGGGGCUCGGUGGCAUCACUGGCCACAUUUCCCGCAACAGGGCCCCUGCUGCAGUGACACCCCUGCCCUUCAUGCGUGCGCCAGAGUCCUGGGGCCGAGUGCCCAAUAAAGGUGGCCGGUGAGGCAGAGUGUGCA
Messenger RNA from Bubalus bubalis (water buffalo), 1081 nucleotides. RefSeq names its product coiled-coil domain containing 124 (gene CCDC124). Gene Ontology annotation, cellular component: nucleus. The transcript is spliced from 5 exons. The record is from RefSeq and is a predicted model, not a curated record. The coding region runs from base 163 to 834 and encodes 223 amino acids. Gene Ontology annotation, biological process: transcription by RNA polymerase II. Gene Ontology annotation, molecular function: transcription coactivator activity. NCBI's taxonomy places the organism in Eukaryota, Metazoa, Chordata, Mammalia, Artiodactyla, Bovidae.